This is a messenger RNA of Rhododendron vialii, 657 nucleotides long. RefSeq lists its product as uncharacterized. The transcript is spliced from 3 exons. Gene Ontology annotation, molecular function: carbon-sulfur lyase activity. Lineage: Eukaryota; Viridiplantae; Streptophyta; Magnoliopsida; Ericales; Ericaceae. Bases 1 to 495 code for a protein of 164 amino acids. The record is from RefSeq and is a predicted model, not a curated record.
AUGUGGGGUUUCCCCUUGAAGGAUGAGACGAGGGAAGAGAAAUUAGUUGACUUCGGUGAGGUGGAAGAGAGAAGAAGAGACACGAACACGAACGGAAGCAGGAGAAGAUCGAAGAGACGAAGUACAAGAAGGUCGAAAAGGAAGACACGAUCGAAAAGUGUUGUAGCUUGGCAAUGCAACUACAGUGACUGUUUGAUGAGAGGAAACACACACUUUAUUGUCCCUUCGGAAAGAUUUGAACUCUUACGAGAUUCGAAACAAUUCAUUAUGACCUACACCUACGGCACUCACACUGCAAAGCACACGUUCUGUAAGGUGUGUGGCAUAACCUCGUUUUACACUCGUCGAUCAAAUCCAGAUGGGGUAGCUGUUACAUUUAGGUGUGUUGAUCUUGGAACACUAACCCAUGUUGAGAUUAAGCAAUUUGAUGGACAAAAUUGGGAUGACUCAUAUAAUCUGACUGGCAUUUCAUUGUGUUCAAAAGAGGGGAAAUGAGAUCCCGCAGACAAAUUUUCCGUGUCUUUUAAAUUCCAGGUUGAAUACUUCUGCUGAGAUCAAAAUCUUGCCUUAUGAGCAAAGACUGAUUGAUCAAUUUGGGUGUAAUUUCUGGAUAAAAUUUCUUUUUCCUGUUGUUUUUGUCUAUGAAUUUUGUGUGGU